Molecule: messenger RNA, 1235 nt
Organism: Cuscuta campestris
Lineage: Eukaryota; Viridiplantae; Streptophyta; Magnoliopsida; Solanales; Convolvulaceae
Source: the annotation of a GenBank genome assembly
CUCAGAACCGAACUACAAAAAAUGGAGUCGGCUCUUCCGUCUUCUUGUUCUCCGUUUCAAUCUUAUGGGGUUUCUUGAUGGCACCACCGUAGCCUCCUCCACUGACGACGUAGAAUGGUACCAAUUUGAUGCUCUCCUUCAAGGGUGGAUUCUAUCAACAGUCUCAGAUGAAGUCUCGGAUCUCGUCCUCGCCAAUAACCCGUCUGCUCAUGCCUUGUGGAAGGCAAUCUACAAACUCUUUCAUGACAAUAAACAUGCCCGAGCGAUGCAGUUGGAGCACCGGUUUCGCACAACAGUCAAAGGAAAUCGGUCCAUCAAGGAAUAUUGUCAUCGCCUCAAAAAUCUAGCGGACUAUCUCGACGACGUGGAUGCUCCGGUGACUGAACACGCCCUUGUUCUCCAGGUCCUCCAAGGCUUGUCCCAAGACAUCCGAGGCCAGGUGCAUUUUUUGCAAUAUCAGAACCCGUUCCCAUCAUUCCUGGAGGUUCGUUUGGCGCUUCUCCUGGUGGAACAACAACAGGCCGACACCUUUUCCGGCGCCGGCUCGUCUACUGCACUCAUUAGCACCGGCAGCGGCAGUAGCCAACCGGCCGGCAGUGGCCAUCCGCGGCAGACAGGCGGCGGUGGCAUGCAGGGCGCUGGACGGGCCCCUAUGGCAGUCAAAACCAGGGCGGCAACAGCGGGUAUCGUGGACGCGGACGUGGACGUGGAUCAAACCAACGACAACCUAUCGGCCCAAACCCGUGGCAGUUCACCACCCCCUCACCCGGCAUCUUGGGCCCACGGCCCACAUACAACCCAAACCCGCACCCAGCCCAGGCCCAUUAUACCCAAUACCCGAACCCAUCACCCUACUCCUAUUACCCACCCGCACCACCCAGCCCAAACCCAUACCCACCCAGCUACCCGCAAACCACCCAGCCCUACUACCCGCAACCCACAACACCCUCCCACCCAUACCCAGCCCCAUACCCGACACCCACCUCACCCACCGCCCUUGCCCAUGGGCUUGAAACCCUCACCCUAAACCCGCACCCUACUUGGCUCAUGGACACCGGCGCCUCUCACCAUAUUACCGGCGACCCAAGUACUUUAUCUCAUGUAUUUUCUUCAAACAUUUAUUCACCUUCUCAUAUUAUUGUAGGCAAUGGAUCUAAAGUUAGCACCACCGGUUCUGGCAACGGUUUUCUCAAAACCACUCCCCCCCUCUCCCUUAAUAAUGUCUUAGUCUCACC